Molecule: messenger RNA, 2798 nt
Organism: Prosopis cineraria
Lineage: Eukaryota; Viridiplantae; Streptophyta; Magnoliopsida; Fabales; Fabaceae
Product: phospholipase A1 PLIP2, chloroplastic-like
Exons: 5
Coding region: 290-2476 (728 amino acids)
Biological process (GO): lipid metabolic process
Molecular function (GO): glycerophospholipid phospholipase A1 activity
Source: RefSeq, a predicted model, not a curated record
ACCUGAUAAACGCCCUAAUUACGCAUCUCUCCUUUCAAUCCUCGCCUGACGCAUUUCCCUUCGUUUAGUUUCAUUCUUCUUUCUUCUUCUGUAAUAUACAGAACCAAACGAAGCAGACGAAGUAGGUAACCGAAGUCAAGCCUACUUUCUGGGAAUAAAAACGGGUCCUGGUGUUUAUUGAUAGCCCAUAAUUUGAUAGGAUCGUCCACUGCAAUUGACCGUUCUCUCAACAUUCUACAUAAAGCGAAAAAGGAACUUCCGGAACAGAGGCAAACCAGAUAAAGCUAGAAUGGAUGCCCUGUGUUUUAAAAGUAGUAUAACUGCGAUACCUCCAGCGAUCUCGGUUAGCGGCUCCUUGGAUGCGCGGACAAACCCAUCUCAGGUAAGCGCGGUUGGGCGGUCCUCGACGGAGGAAUCGACACAGAAAUCCGUCUUUUCGAGAUUCUCGUUUAAAUACCCUUUGAGAUCUCUCUGGCCCGGCGGAAGUGGAAAUAGCAGGUACAAUGGGUUAGCCAUCGACGACGCCGUAUCGGUGGAAGACAGGGAAGAAAAAACUGUUCAAGAAGACAGAGAUAACGGAACAAUAAUUCCAGAGGGCCAGAAUGGGAACUGGGUAUUGAAGAUUUUGCAUGUCAAAUCUAUCUGGAGGGGUGAACAGGGUAACGGUAUGCGUAGCGGUGGUGAUAAAGAUGCGGAAAUCGAAGAGGAGGGAGGGGCUAACGAUCAAAUAAAGGGGCCUGACUGUGAUAAUGAGGAGCCAUGUGAUGCUUGCAAGAUUGAUGAUGGUGAUAAAGAGAUUCCAUUGGAUAGGGAUUCAUUUUCAAGGAUGCUUCGGAGGGUAUCGUUAGCUGAAGCUAGAUUGUAUGCGCAGAUGGCCUACUUGGGAAGCUUGGCAUACUGUAUACCCCAGAUCAAGCCAGGGAACCUCUUGAAACAUUAUGGACUGCGUUUUGUAACUUCAUCACUGGAUAAAAAAGAUCGCUCGGCCACAAAGGCUGAAAAAAAUCGGGUGUCAGCUGAAACCCAGGAAGUAGAAACUAACGAGCAUGAAAGAGAAGAAAGCAAGGAACAAAAGAACACCGGACCCAAGAUAAGUGCAUUGGCUGCUUAUAAGGUUGCUGCCUCGGCUGCCUCAUACCUCCAUGCUCAGACCAGGAGCGUAGUUCCAUUUAAAUCCUCAAAAGAUGGGGUUGGUGAAGGUUCACUUGAAGCAAGCAGUGAAAGUGUUGAUGGUGUCAGCAUGGUAAACACAGAGGUAGCUUCUUUGAUGGCAACUACUGAUUCGGUGACAGCAGUAGUUGCUGCGAAGGAGGAAGUGAAGCAGGCUGUUGCAGAUGAUUUGAACUCAACAAGUUCAUCACCCUGUGAAUGGUUCAUAUGUGAUGAUGACCAGAGUGGUGCUAGGUUUUUUGUCAUUCAGGGUUCUGAGUCCCUAGAAUCCUGGCAAGCAAAUCUGCUUUUUGAGCCUGUUCAAUUUGAGGGGCUGGAUAUUCUUGUCCAUAGAGGUAUAUAUGAGGCUGCCAAAGGAAUCUACAAACAGAUGUUGCCUCAUGUUCAUGCACACCUAAAAUCUCAAGGUUCUCGUGCAUCCUUCCGUUUCACUGGCCAUUCCCUUGGGGGAAGUUUGGCAUUGCUCGUAAAUCUCAUGCUGCUUAUGAGAGAAGAAGUGCCAGUCUCCUCCCUGCUUCCUGUCAUAACCUUUGGUGCCCCUUCCAUCAUGUGUGGAGGCGACAGACUGCUUGACAAGCUAGGAUUGCCCCGGAAUCAUGUUCAGGCAAUUACAAUGCACAGAGACAUUGUACCACGAGCCUUUUCUUGCAAUUAUCCUAAUCAUGUAGCAGAGCUGCUAAAGGCAGUUAAUGGAAACUUCCGAAAUCACCCUUGUCUUAAUAGCCAGAAGGUAUUAUACGCACCAAUGGGUGAACUGCUAAUUCUGCAGCCAGAUGAGAAAUUUUCCCCAGGACACGACCUCCUUCCUGCAGGCUGUGGUCUAUAUCUUUUGAGUGUUCCUUCGUCAGAGUCCAAUCAUAACAUGUACAGGGAGCUCCUGGCUGCACAGCUGGUGUUCUUGAACUCACCACAUCCACUUGAGAUCUUAAGUGACCGAUCUGCUUAUGGCUCGGGUGGAACUAUACAAAGGGAUCAUGACAUGAAUUCCUACUGGAAAUCUGUGAGAAGUGUGAUUCGCCAUGAGCUUAACAGAAUCCGAAGGAGGAGGAGAGAGCACAGGCGGAAGAUUUGGUGGCCUCUGGUGGCACUGGCACCCCAUGUGAGUGAUGCCGGGGCUGUGGUUAGGAGGUCGGUGGUAUCAAUCAAUGUGAGUGAAGAGGGGUCAGCCUUCUCAGGCGUCUUAAAAACAGGGAGAGAGUCAUUGAAAAGGUUCAGCAGGCUCGUUGCAUCCCAACACAUGCAUUUGUUUGUGGUGCUCUUGUUUCCAGCACGCUUGUUACUCACGAGCACCCUCAGUUUCCAUUGAAUAGACAAAUGAUAAUUCGUUAUUUAUGGUCAGGACAAUUGUAUAGUACGAGGGGGCAUGGAUGUAGCUUAGAUACAGUUAGUUGAUUAGGUGAUUCUUUAUUCAUUGAUUUCAAAAGUGAAAAGUGCAAGUGUCCUUGUGUUGCCCAUAGAAUUUAAAAAAUAAAAAAUAAAAACUACUCCUCAAAUGUCAGUUAUUGUAAACUGGUUGCUUGAUUGCUAGAGAUUGGUUAAGGGAUAGGCUGGAGCAUUCUUGUAUUCCUUUUCUACACCUUGGUUUAUUUUUUUGUCAUUAAAGGAGUGUUUAGAUAUUUUUAAGAAAA